CUGAAUACUAGCUAGUCCUGAUUCCUAGCUCUAUAAAAGGAGAAUACCAUAGGAAUUCAUCACAGACAAACAAACAAUUUACCAGCUAUACUUGUUCCUUUUGAAGGUUAGAAGUGCUACAAUACAAACAAUGGCAGCUACUCAGGAAGAUGUGAAGCUUUUGGGUAUUGUGGGAAGCCCAUUUGUGUGCAGGGUCCAGAUUGCCCUUAAGUUGAAGGGAGUUGAAUACAAAUUUUUGGAAGAAAAUUUGGGCAACAAGAGUGAUUUGCUUCUCAAAUACAACCCUGUUCACAAGAAGGUUCCAGUGUUUGUUCACAAUGAGAAGCCCAUAGCAGAGUCUCUUGUGAUUGUUGAAUACAUUGAUGAGACAUGGAAGAACAACCCCAUCUUACCUUCUGAUCCUUACCAAAGAGCCUUGGCUCGUUUCUGGUCCAAAUUCAUUGAUGAUAAGAUUGUGGGUGCUGUAUGGAAAUCUGUUUUCACGGUUGAUGAGAAAGAGCGUGAGAAGAAUGUUGAAGAAACAUAUGAGGCUCUUCAGUUUCUUGAGAAUGAGCUGAAGGACAAGAAGUUUUUUGGAGGAGAGGAAUUUGGGUUGGUAGAUAUUGCUGCUGUCUUCAUAGCAUUUUGGAUCCCAAUUUUUCAGGAAAUAGCAGGGUUGCAGUUAUUCACCAGUGAGAAAUUUCCUAUACUCUACAAAUGGAGCCAAGAAUCCCUUAACCACCCUUUUGUGCAAGAAGUCCUUCCUCCUAGAGACCCACUUUUUACCUUCUUCAAAGCCCGCUAUGAAAGUCUUUCUGCUUCAAAAUAGACUUAUUUAAGGAUAUUUGUUGAACAACUUGUGUCUUGUUGAGUUAUUGAUGUUUGAAUUUCAUGUCAAAUGAUACUAGCUAUAUGUAAAUCCCAAAAAAAAAAAAAAAGAAUCCUAGGAUCUUGUUUUCGUUUUGGCCAUUUCAGUUAAUAAAGAAAUUAUAUUUUUCGAUAUAAA
Molecule: messenger RNA, 985 nt
Organism: Glycine soja
Lineage: Eukaryota; Viridiplantae; Streptophyta; Magnoliopsida; Fabales; Fabaceae
Product: probable glutathione S-transferase
Exons: 2
Coding region: 131-808 (225 amino acids)
Biological process (GO): glutathione metabolic process
Cellular component (GO): cytoplasm
Molecular function (GO): glutathione transferase activity
Source: RefSeq, a predicted model, not a curated record